Messenger RNA from Neomonachus schauinslandi (Hawaiian monk seal), 1187 nucleotides. It is a transcript of the gene HS3ST1, whose product is annotated as heparan sulfate-glucosamine 3-sulfotransferase 1. Gene Ontology annotation, molecular function: [heparan sulfate]-glucosamine 3-sulfotransferase activity. NCBI's taxonomy places the organism in Eukaryota, Metazoa, Chordata, Mammalia, Carnivora, Phocidae. The transcript has 2 exons. The record is from RefSeq and is a predicted model, not a curated record. Bases 182 to 1129 code for a protein of 315 amino acids.
CGUCGGUGCUCCUCGGCGCUUCCCAUGGCUCAGCCCGAGAGCCGACUUCGGGCGCCGGACGGGCUCGACCGCGGCGCUGCUCAGUAACUGGCGGCCUGCGACACCCAUGUGUCACUGAUUAGGAGGCAUUACCCGCGGCAGCGCUUCAUGACCCAGCGGCGCCGGGCCCAGUGAAGCCACCAUGGUGUCCAGCACGGCCGCGCUGCUCCUGGGCGCGGUGCUGCUGGUGGCCCAGCUCCAGCUAGUGCCUUCCCGCCCCGCAGCGCCCGGGGACGCGCAGGGCCAGCCGGAGCUCGCGCGCAGAGCCGCCAGCCUCCAGGGUGAGGGCCGAGAAGGCGCGGCCCCCAACGGCUCGGCCCAGCAGCUGCCGCAGACCAUCAUCAUCGGCGUGCGCAAGGGCGGCACGCGCGCGCUGCUGGAGAUGCUCAGCCUGCACCCCGACGUGGCGGCCGCCGAGAACGAGGUCCACUUCUUCGACUGGGAGGAGCACUACAGCCAAGGCCUGGGCUGGUACCUGGGCCAGAUGCCCUUCUCAUCCCCGCACCAGCUCACGGUGGAGAAGACCCCCGCGUACUUCACGUCGCCCAAAGUGCCUGAGCGCGUCCACAGCAUGAACCCGGGCAUCCGGCUGCUGCUCAUCCUGCGGGACCCGUCCGAGCGCGUGCUGUCCGACUACACGCAAGUGUUCUACAACCACGUGCAGAAGCGCAAGCCCUACCCGUCCAUCGAGGAGUUCCUGGUGCGCGACGGCCGGCUCAACGUGGGCUACAAGGCGCUCAACCGCAGCCUCUACCACGUGCACUUGCAGAACUGGCUGCGCUUCUUCCCGCUGCGCCGCAUCCACAUAGUCGACGGCGACCGCCUCAUCAGGGACCCUUUCCCGGAGAUCCAGAAGGUCGAGCGGUUCCUGAAGCUGUCGCCGCAGAUCAACGCCUCGAACUUCUACUUUAACAAAACCAAGGGCUUUUACUGCCUGCGGGACGGCGGACGGGACCGCUGCUUGCACGAGUCCAAAGGCCGGGCGCACCCCCAAGUUGACCCCAGACUCCUCAGUAAACUGCACGAAUAUUUUCACGAGCCAAAUAAGAAAUUCUUCGAGCUUGUGGGCAGGACAUUUGACUGGCACUGAUCUGCAAUAACCCAGGCUCGGAACCUUUCCUAUUGUAAGUUCUGGUGUAUAUCGGGGG